Molecule: messenger RNA, 1253 nt
Organism: Arabidopsis thaliana (thale cress)
Lineage: Eukaryota; Viridiplantae; Streptophyta; Magnoliopsida; Brassicales; Brassicaceae
Product: Eukaryotic aspartyl protease family protein
Exons: 5
Coding region: 51-1115 (354 amino acids)
Biological process (GO): proteolysis
Molecular function (GO): aspartic-type endopeptidase activity
Source: RefSeq, marked reviewed
AUAACGUACAUUCUCAACCUGAUAAUAUCACUGAGCCUCACAUCUCAACAAUGUAUACGAGUAUAUUUUUCAUCUUUUCCUUUCUUUCUGUGUCAGAAGCGCUUGUGAGAAUCCCGUUGCAGAUAGAUCAUGCCUUGUCAACAAACAAUGAUGGAGUUCAGUUGAAGAACGUAAAGGACUUUCUGUACUAUGGGAAGAUCCAAAUUGGCAAUCCAGGCCAAACUUUCACUGUUCUGUUUGAUACCGGAAGUUCUUCCCUUUGGGUCCCGUCAGAAAAUUGGCUGGCCAAAACUGAAAACCCUCGCAAUCGUUACAUAUCCAGUGCCUCAAGAACCUUUAAAGAAAAUGGAACAAAGGCAGAGCUCAAGUAUGGAAAGGGUUCCCUCACGGGUUUCCUAAGUGUUGACACCGUUACGGUUGGUGGGAUUAGCAUCACGUCACAGACCUUCAUAGAGGGCGUUAAGACUCCUUACAAAGAGUUUUUCAAGAAAAUGCCGUUUGAUGGUAUAUUGGGACUCAGGUUCACGGACCCGCUCAAUUUCGGUACAUCUGUUUGGCACUCUAUGGUUUUCCAAGGCAAAAUUGCAAAAAAUGUGUUCUCUAUCUGGCUUAGACGGUUUUCUAACUCUGGAGAAAUCAACGGUGGAGAGGUAGUAUUUGGAGGAAUCAUCCCAGCGCAUUUCUCCGGUGACCAUACAUACGUUGACGUGGAAGGGCCAGGAAACUUCUUCGCAAUGUCCAACAUUUGGGUCGGAGGAAAAAACACCAACAUUUGCUCCAGUGGCUGCAAAGCUAUUGUUGACUCCGGAAGUUCAAAUAUUAAUGUUCCAAUGGAUUCCGCUGACGAGAUCCAUAGGUAUAUCGGAGUAGAACCAAACUGCAAUAAUUUUGAGACGCUGCCUGAUGUCACCUUUACGAUCGGCGGAAAGGCCUUCGUCCUCACACCACUUGAUUAUAUACGUCGUUCGCGGAGUCAAUGCACGAGUAAAUUCGUGGGAAAAACAAAUCGUAGCCACUGGACAUUGGGCAUCCCAUUCAUGCGAGUCUUUCACACUGUUUUUGAUUACCAGAACACACUUGCAGUGAAAGUUGGGUUCGCUAAGUCGACUGAUUAGUUUUUCACAAAAGCUAAGGGUUAUUGUUUUAAUGAAUGUUUCUGAUAUAUAUCGAUUUAGGUGAUCAGAUGAAUACGAUCACUAAAGUAAGAAAAACAUAACUUUUAUCAAAUCAAAAUAUAUUGAUCUUUAUAUUCU